Molecule: messenger RNA, 4487 nt
Organism: Oryzias latipes (Japanese medaka)
Lineage: Eukaryota; Metazoa; Chordata; Actinopteri; Beloniformes; Adrianichthyidae
Product: protocadherin beta-15-like
Biological process (GO): homophilic cell-cell adhesion
Cellular component (GO): plasma membrane
Molecular function (GO): calcium ion binding
Source: RefSeq, a predicted model, not a curated record
UACACUGUGACGCAUUUGGCAGUCAGUGUUCUUCAGCAGAUCGACACACGGAUUUCUAACCAUUGUUUUUUGUUUUCGUUUUCUAUUCAAGUCGUUUUUUUGUUUUUAUUUUUUUACCUUUGCUCCUUUACCUUGAAGACUUGUUUCAACAAUAUGUUGGCGACAAUCGGCUUUGGAGCGCAAAUCGUCGCUUUGUUGCUUUCUUUUAAUCUUGCCAACGGAGAUCUCAGCUACUCUGUAUCGGAGGAAAUGCGAAGCGGAUCAGUAAUUGGAAACAUCGCCAAAGACUUAGGUCUGGAGGCAGGCAAACUGUCCGAUCGAAAAGUUCGCAUCGAUAACGAUGGAAGCAGGAAGAUUUACGUGGCUAUAAACCUCUCAAACGGUGAUCUGAUUGUUGCGAGUAGAAUUGACAGGGAGGGUCUAUGCGGAGACAAAGCAUCCUGCGUUUUAAAAGAGGAACUCAUGUUGGAGAAUCCACUAGAACUACAUAGAAUCAAUAUUCGCGUUCAAGACAUAAAUGACAAUUAUCCACGGUUUAAUAAGGAAUUUAUUAAGAUAGAAAUUUCGGAAUCAGCAGGAAAAGGGGCUCGUUUUCCUAUCGAGGAAGCUCAUGAUGCGGACGUGGGUCAAUAUUCAGUGCAGACAUAUAACCUGCAGAGGAAUGAUAAUUUUAUACUGGGCGUUGAAACUAAUUCGGUGGAUCUUAUUCUUAAUAAAGAGCUUGAUCGUGAAAAAAUAAAGGAAAUCGAUCUUCUCCUCACAGCUUUGGAUGGUGGUUCGCCUCCAAAAUCAGGUACCGUAAUUAUUCACGUGACUGUGUUGGAUGCAAAUGACAAUGUGCCAGUGUUCAGUCAGAGCGUCUAUGAGGCCCGUUUGCCUGAAAACUCUCCAAUAGGUGCAGUUGUAAUGAGAGUGAGCGCUGAUGAUGCAGAUGAGGGAUUAAAUGGAGAGGUAACUUAUGACUUUGGACAUAUUUCAGAAGACACAAAAUCUAAAUUUGAGAUAAAUGAAAAAACAGGUGAGAUUAGAUUGACUGCAACCGUUGAUUUUGAGUCUCUGUCCUUGUUUGAGCUGCGGGUCACAGCAAAAGAUGGACUAGGAAUAACUUCCUAUGCCAAAGUAAAAAUUUAUAUUACGGAUAUAAAUGAUAAUGCACCCGUUAUUUUAUUAAAAUCCUUGUCCAGCUCCAUCCCAGAGAACGCCCCUCCUGGUACAGAGGUGGGCAUCAUUAAUGUGCAGGACAGAGACUCUGACAAGAACGGACAGGUCCGCUGCUCCAUUCAAGGAAACGCUCCUUUUAAGUUGGUUCCUUCCAUCAAAAACUAUUAUUCUGUGGUGAGCACAGGACAGCUGGACCGUGAACUAGUGUCUGAUUACAACAUUACCAUCAGCGCCACUGAUGAGGGCUCUCCACCUCUGUCCUCGUCUAAAACUGUUCACUUAUCUGUAGCUGACAUCAACGACAACCCACCUGUGUUUGAGGAACAGUCGUACAGUGCAUAUGUGAGCGAAAACAACCAAGCUGGCUCCCCUUUAUGUUCUGUGAGCGCUCGAGACCCCGACUGGAGACAAAACGGUACAGUGAUUUAUUCUCUGUUAGCUGCUGAGGUGAACGGAGCCCCGGUGUCCUCCUAUGUCUCUGUGAACGGAGACACAGGGCUGAUCCACGCUGUCAGGUCGUUUGAUUAUGAACAGUUGAGGAGUUUUCAAGUGCAGGUGAUGGCCAGAGACAACGGUUCUCCUCCGCUGAGCAGCAACGUGAGUGUCAGUGUAUUCAUCUCAGAUGUGAACGACAACUCUCCUCAGAUUCUGUACCCCGCCCCAGAGGGCAGCUCCUUCAUGACUGAGCUGGUCCCCAAAGCUGCACAUGGAGGCUCUCUGGUGUCCAAAGUGAUCGCGGUGGACGCUGACUCUGGACAGAACGCCUGGCUGUCCUAUCAUAUAGUCAAAUCCACUGAUCCAGGACUUUUCACCAUUGGUCUGCACAGUGGAGAGAUCAGGACGCAGCGGGACAUUUCCCAAUCUGACAGCAUGAAACAGAACCUGAUUGUGGCAGUCAAAGAUAACGGACAGCCCUCUCUGUCUGCCACCUGUGCCAUGUAUUUACUGAUCUCGGAUAACUUGGCUGAGGUGCCAGAACUGAAGGAUAUUUCUUACGAUGAGAAGAACUCCAAACUGACUUCCUAUCUGAUCAUCGCUCUGGUUUGUGUGUCCACCUUCUUCCUGACCUUCAUCAUCAUCAUCUUGGGUGUGAGGUUUUGUCAAAGGAGAAAGCCCCGACUGUUGUUUGAUGGAGCAGUUGCCAUCCCCAGCGGUUAUCUGCCUCCUAAUUACGCAGAUGUUGACGGCACAGGAACUUUACGCAGCGCUUACAAUUAUGACGCGUACCUGACAACAGGAUCUAGAACCAGUGACUUUAAGUUUGUGUCCUCUUACAAUGACAACACGCUGCCUGCUGACCAGACUCUGAAGAAGAGUCCCACCGACUUUGAUGAUGUGUUUGGAGAUGAUGAUAAAUCUUCUGAGGUAUGUUACGUUGCUUUUUGUCUUUCCAAGGGAAAUUCUGUUCAUGGAGGUUUUUUCUUUGUUUGUCCUUUUUUUUUCGUAUUGCAAUUUUAUUUUGUUUUAAGAUGAAGAAUGAUGCAACAAUAGCAGUGUUUCAAAGCCUAAAUUGAAAAUUCUAAUUUGGUAUCUGUUUUGAUACAAACUUUUAAUGCAAGGCUGCAGGAUGUGAGGAAAACCUGCGAUAUUAAUGAUCAAUAUUGCGAUGAUUAUAUAACUUGCAAUACAUGAACAAAUAGCAAAACAACUAAAUACAUAAUUUCCAUUUCACUACAAAAGUUUAAUUUAAAUAAGAGUCAAAAUAACUUAACUUAUACUCCAAACAACCCUAGUCUACAUAGCAGGCGAACAUCUAACAUAAAAGGGCUUCAUCCAAUUGUUUAACAACUUGAAGGGGUCUAAAUGAUUUGUCAAAUGCAUGAAUAGAUUUAUUUGAUUUGUUAAAUUCUUCAAACUGUCAGAUUGUUUUAGCACCUUUAAGGUAACCUUUAAGGUUUAUGCAUAAUGUACAGUUUGAUAUCGCGAUAGCAAUACAGUUGCGAUUUAUUAUGCAGACUAUUUAUAUACUUUUAAUUUUUAAUGUGAGUAAUUGACAUAGCUAGUACAUCGUUAACGGAGACUUUAAUUAUUGAAAACUUAUUUGAGUAUUUUCAUGAAGGUUUAUCCAAUGUAAUCAAAUCAUCUAAUUCUAUUAAAUAUCCACUUCGUUUUUUUUUGUUCUGUAUUGUUUUUUAACAAUAAUAGUAGGAUUAUUGGAUUUUUCAAUUGGAAAGUUUAAAGGUUUUGCUAAACACCUUGGUUGAAGAAAUCUCUUUUGUUUUUUCCUAAAAUGACAGAGCUGCAGACUUUAGACUGAAGAGACCUGAAGACUGUUGAUAUUCCUGAACAAGUUUUUAGUUAGUCGAAUCUACAGGAUAAAUACUUGAAUUCAGAUUCAGUUAAAAAUUAACAGUUAAUUAUUUUCAUACUGUUCUUCAUCAGGAGUUAUCACAGGCCAAAUAAUUGUUUGUCAUCAUGUUUCAUUAUUUUAACAGUUUCCCAAAUAUCCUCUCCUUUUAAUGUCAGAGAUCCAGCUAAAAUGCUCAGAAUGGUUUUCAGAUGUAGCCUUUUCCACAGCUUUAUCCAAGAUUUCUUUAUCCAGAACACUGCAGUUUUGUUAAUGAGUGAACAGUUAAAAUUAAACUGUCUGCACGUUUACAAGUGGUUAUUACAUUUUUUCAGCUCAGUAUUGACCAUGUAAACAGAUUUCCUUUUUAAUCAGUUGUCAUUUUAUAGAACAAACUUUUCCUGCAGAUUUAAGAUUAUUCACUUUAAAAUAACCAAUACUAAUGUGUUGUUUUAGGAUAUAUAAGAUCUAAGACACAUACAUAUAUUUGUUUUGACUGCUCAAUGCUCUUACUGGUAAUUUUAUGAAUUUAUGAAGGGAGGACUUUUGCUAUAUAUUAUAGAUUCUUAUACCUCUGAGACAGGAGCUUAUUGUUACAUUGCAAAUAUUUCCAUUGUUAAAUGUCAGAAGGAGAUCUUCAGUGGUUUUAUCAUUGUCUUUUUUGUAGUUUUAAUGCUAAAAUGUAUCAUAAAUAACACUUUAAUACUAUUAUCUUGUGGAAGCUGCCAUCAGUGUGUGAAUGGGACUGCGACUGUAAAGCGCUUUUGGCAAACAAGGAAGGAUUAUGCAAAAGUAUACACCAUUUACUGCUCACCAUCUUUAUUUAUUUUUUUACAUAAGGUAGCUUCUGAACCUGUUUUUAAAUCUAUUAAACGUAUCACAUAGAUUGUUUAUACUUUUCUGAUUUCAAACCUGCUUCGAUUACAUUUUUUUAUGUCAUUGCUUACUUUAUGCCUAUAGGUCAUAUUUUUCCUGAAUCACUUUUGAACAGCCAGUGUUUGAUUCAGAUGUAGCUGUGCGUUGGAAAAAAAAUUGAAAA